AGUACUGGACACAGAAGAAAAUACUUUUAUUUUCUGUUUAGUAUAGGGAAGCACUUACUCAACACAAUAGACCAGCGUUCUGCUAAUUGCCUGGACCUGGGACCCUUCCCCAGUAGUACUGCUUUGUGUUUGUUUGCUAUUUAAAAGUGAUUUUUUCCUCUUCAGCUCCCAUCUAGUUGGUGGUGGAAGGGUGUUUAUGGGAGCAGGAGCAUCGUGGCUCUCUGUAGUGGAGAUUUUCCGACUUUUGUUAUAUAUCGGUGCCGUUUGCUCGGAAGAACGAUUGACCAAAGCUGUGCUCUUCACACUAACAAAAGCCUCGGUAACCGAAGUUCCCAGGCCUUGAUAAACCGGCCUUGAUAAACCAAGGUGGUCUGCAUUGAUCCAAGUCAGGUAGCUGACACCCACAACCUGUAUGCUCCCCUGUCACAGAGCUGUGCAGCAGCUGAUUUGAGUAAGUACAAAGAAAAGGGUGGGGGUGUUCUCUCAGUUGUGCGGAAGCUGCCUUCCUGCUUGUUUUCACCUUCUGCUUGCCUUAGCACAAAUUGAGAGGAGAGGAGGAAAAAAGCCUGAAGAGGACCUGUCAGUUAUUGUUUUCUAGGAGAAAAAAAAAAAAAUCCCUCAAACCCAAGACAGACAAUUCAGAAUGUGCUCAGUUACAGUAUAUCCUGGUUAGCAAAAAAAACCCCAAAACAACACCCCACUAAAAUCAGUGAGAACUGAAUUGGGGAAAAAAACAAACUAUACCUACAAAAUCAAGUUACUCAAGGUUUCCUAUUCAAUUUGAAUCGGUCACUUGAAUUAAUUCACCUUUCUACAGCCAAGACAUGCCCUAGAUAUUUAGAACUCCUUAAUUGUGCGCCGAUUACCUGCGUGUGCACAUGUAGUUGAGCAAGAGUUGUGUUCAUAAAAUAACAAAUGAGUUACAUCUUUGCUUAUGUACUGGGAGUUUUUGCUGUGACACCUCUUGCUCACGGCUGUAUUUAUAGAACCAAGCCAAUCGUUGGUUUAUUUCCUGACUGUGCUGUUGCUAUAGCCAGGGCUUAUUUACAUGUAUCUGCAUAAGCAAGGUUAAAAAAAUCCCAUACCACCUUUUCCCUAGUUUGUGCUUUAUAAAACAGCAGACCUUACCACGGCUAUCUGAAGAAUGAAAGGGCCAAGGCUAGUAUGUAUUGCGGCAGUUGCCUGUAAGCAAGUAAAACGAAUCUUUCCCCAAAACCCUGAUGGUGCUUUUUCUGUAAUUCCUAUUUAUCAGGUAACUUGGCUCUAAUCCUGCUGCACAGACGUGCUCAGAGCAGGGACAGCUUUGCGGAUGACACGUAUGGAAGGAACAGAGAGGCUCUGGGCAGGGUUGAGGGAUGGUGGGGUAGAGCAUGGUGUAAGCAGCUGGGCUGGCUCAGUAAGGUGCAGCUUAGUCACUUCCUUUGGGAAUUAUGUAGGAUACACCUACCUCCUGUGUGGGAGCCCCACCUGAGCCUCCUAAAGUUGGAGCAAAAUGUCAAGGCGUUCGCUGCUUGCCAGGAACGGACCUUCUCGCAGGCUGGGUUUGCCGCUUUGCCCUGGUGACGGGAGACACAGCAGUGAGCUUGGGCUUUGUGCUGUCAAGAAGACUCAAAAGGGUUAGACCUGCUGCAGGAGAUGAAACCAGACCCAGCAAAGCCUGGGGCACAAACAGUUCCCAGGAUGGUCCGAUCUCACAGCUGCUCCUGAACCUCCUCGCUGCUGUCACCUGGAUGAAGGUGGAGAACCUCCGUCUGCUUUCACCACAUCCCUACUCUGCUGGGAAGCCAGGCUUGGGAGAAAAUCACCAUUGCUUCCUCGCUCUUCUGUGGAUGUAACACCCUGGAGUCCUUCGUCACGAGCCUGGAGCCGUUCUCCAUCAGCUGGAAAGAAGAAUGUCCUCGCGUGUCUGACGAGGCGCUGUGGCUUGUCCCCCAGAUUCCCUGGCUCGACGAGUCCUUACUCAUCCGCUUGUUCAGAGCAGGGACUUCACGAGACCCCCUGCGAGCCCCACGAGGACAUUUCUCGGCUGGUGGCCCGGUGGAAGCAGGAGAGCGAGAGCUGUAGGUGACGGUGGGGCUCGCGGAGGUGUGCCUGCCGCGGGGCUGGGUGCUCAGCUCCUAUAGCAGAGUCCAGAGGCACCUGUACGAGAGCGAGGCGUGUCGGAAAACCUGAUGCCUCACCUCCGCCAAUGUGGAGGCGGAGGGAGGAGGGCCCAAAGACAUGUCCCUUCACGCUCGCAACAGCUGAAAACGGAGAAGGAAACUCGCUAGAGCCUUUUUUACCAGCGCAGGAGGCCUCGCUGUCCCGCUCUCACCUCGGAAGCCCUCCCAUACGCCAGUACUCUGGGGGGGUGGCAGUCCCGCACCCGCUGGGCGAUGAACAUCGCAAGGAGAAGAGGCUUUUACAGACAGGAGGUGAACAAAACCCUCUGGGAGCUGCCCAGGAGAUACACAUCCCUCCACCCGGUGGGGUCCGGAGCCUACGGCUCGGUGUGUUCAGCCAUAGACAAGAAAACAGGGGAGAAAGUGGCUAUCAAGAAGCUCUGCCGCCCGUUCCAGUCGGGGAUCUUUGCCAAGAGAGCGUACAGAGAGCUCAUGCUGUUGAAGCACAUGCAACACGAGAACGUCAUUGGGCUGCUUGAUGUCUUCACCUCCGCCACCUCCUACCAGGGAUUCCAGGACUUCUACCUGGUGAUGCCAUACAUGCGGACAGAUUUACAAAAGAUCAUGGGACAGGAAUUCAGUGAUGAAAAGAUCCAGUACCUGGUCUACCAAAUGCUGAAAGGGCUGAAGUAUAUUCAUUCAGCCGGCAUCAUCCACAGGGAUCUGAAGCCCGGCAACCUGGCUGUGAAUGAAGACUGUCAGCUAAAGAUCUUGGAUUUUGGCUUGGCCAGACACACCGAUGCUGAAAUGACCGGCUACGUGGUUACGCGCUGGUACAGAGCCCCAGAAGUCAUUCUGAACUGGAUGCAUUACAACCAGACAGUGGAUAUCUGGUCUAUCGGCUGUAUCAUGGCAGAAAUGCUGACUGGAAAAACGCUGUUUAAAGGAAAAGAUUACCUAGAUCAACUAACUCAGAUCCUGAAAGUAACGGGGCAUCCGGGAGAAGACUUUGUGGACAAGCUGGAGGACAAAGCGGCUAAGAGUUAUAUCAAGUCCCUUCCUAAAAUCCCCAAGAAGGAUUUGUCUGUGCUUUUCCCCAAAGCCAAUCCUCAGGCAGUGGACCUGCUUGACAAGAUGUUGCAGCUCGAUGUGGAAAAGCGCCUUACAGCGACGGAGGCGUUGGCUCACCCCUAUUUCGACCAGUUCCGAGAUGUCGAGGAGGAGACAGAAGCGCAACAGUCCUAUGAUGAUUCUCUGGAACACGAAAAGCUUUCGAUAGAUGAGUGGAGAAAGCAUAUUUACAAGGAGAUCUUGUCCUUCAGUCCCAUUGCACGGAAGGACUCAAAGAAGCGAAGUGGGAUGUCAUUAUAACAACCAGUGCGGCUGUGGCUGGGAUUCACUUCUCCUGGAAGAUGGAUCGGAUUUACUCCACACUGCCUUGCUGGUGGCCGUCGUUUGGCCCGUGGGACUUCUCUGUGUGCCAACACAAGGAUGACACUGUGCUGCGGGCAUUGGACUUUGUUCUACUAAAUGGGGAAACACCCCAAACAGUUUUCAACACAAAAGAUAAAGUUUCAAUGAGAAUAUAUUUAAGUGGGAGAAUUUUAA
Molecule: messenger RNA, 3710 nt
Organism: Aquila chrysaetos chrysaetos
Lineage: Eukaryota; Metazoa; Chordata; Aves; Accipitriformes; Accipitridae
Gene: MAPK13
Product: mitogen-activated protein kinase 13
Exons: 12
Coding region: 2376-3473 (365 amino acids)
Biological process (GO): MAPK cascade; protein phosphorylation
Cellular component (GO): nucleus; cytoplasm
Molecular function (GO): MAP kinase activity; ATP binding
Source: RefSeq, a predicted model, not a curated record